Messenger RNA from Pongo pygmaeus (Bornean orangutan), 3421 nucleotides. RefSeq names its product gastric inhibitory polypeptide receptor (gene GIPR). Bases 262 to 1662 code for a protein of 466 amino acids. The transcript is spliced from 14 exons. Gene Ontology annotation, molecular function: peptide hormone binding; G protein-coupled peptide receptor activity; gastric inhibitory peptide receptor activity. Gene Ontology annotation, biological process: cell surface receptor signaling pathway; adenylate cyclase-modulating G protein-coupled receptor signaling pathway. Gene Ontology annotation, cellular component: plasma membrane. Lineage: Eukaryota; Metazoa; Chordata; Mammalia; Primates; Hominidae. The record is from RefSeq and is a predicted model, not a curated record.
GGCAGCGGUGGCAGGGGCUGCAGGAGCAAGUGACCAGGAGCAGGACUGGGGACAGAUCAUCACGCCCGGGAGUUGCGGGAGCGGGCGCGCUGCCUCGGAGUCCCGCGUGUGUACGGCUCCCCCGCCGUCUGCCCCUGUGUGUGAAUCCCUGAGGCGGGGUGACGCUGGGGUUGGAGUAGGAGGGCAGAGGUGCUGACCUUGCCCUGGGACCCUCCAGGCCUGAUCGCCCCUGCACGAACCAGACCCUUCGCCGCCCUCACGAUGACUACCUCUCCGAUCCUGCAGCAGCUGCUGCGGCUCUCACUGUGGGGGCUGCUGCUCCGGAGGGCGGAGACAGGCUCUGAGGGGCAGACGGCGGGGGAGCUGUACCAGCGCUGGGAACGGUACCGCAGGGAGUGCCAGGAGACCUUGGCAGCCGCGGAACCGCCUUCAGGCCUCGCCUGUAACGGGUCCUUCGAUAUGUACGUCUGCUGGGACUAUGCUGCACCCAACGCCACUGCCCGUGCGUCCUGCCCCUGGUACCUGCCCUGGCACCACCACGUGGCUGCAGGUUUUGUCCUCCGCCAGUGUGGCAGUGAUGGCCAAUGGGGACUUUGGAGAGACCAUACACAAUGUGAGAACCCAGAGAAGAAUGAGGCCUUUCUGGACCAAAGGCUCAUCUUGGAGCGGUUGCAGGUCAUGUACACUGUCGGCUACUCCUUGUCUCUCGCCACACUGCUGCUAGCCCUGCUCAUCUUGAGUUUGUUCAGGCGACUACAUUGCACUAGAAACUAUAUCCACAUCAACCUGUUCACGUCUUUCAUGCUGCGAGCCACGGCCAUUCUCAGCCGAGACCGUCUACUACCUCGACCUGGCCCCUACCUUGGGGACCAGGCCCCUGCGCUGUGGAACCAGGCCCUCGCUGCCUGCCGCACGGCCCAGAUCGUGACCCAGUACUGCGUGGGUGCCAACUACACGUGGCUGCUGGUGGAGGGCGUCUACCUGCAUAGUCUCCUGGUGCUCGUGGGAGGCUCCGAGGAGGGCCACUUCCGCUACUACCUGCUCCUCGGCUGGGGGGCCCCCGCGCUUUUCGUCAUUCCCUGGGUGAUCGUCAGGUACCUGUACGAGAACACGCAGUGCUGGGAGCGCAACGAAGUCAAGGCCAUUUGGUGGAUUAUACGGACCCCCAUCCUCAUAACCAUCUUGAUUAAUUUCCUCAUUUUUAUCCGCAUUCUUGGCAUUCUCCUGUCCAAGCUGAGGACACGGCAAAUGCGCUGCCGGGAUUACCGGCUGAGGCUGGCUCGCUCCACGCUGACGCUGGUGCCCCUGCUGGGUGUCCACGAGGUGGUGUUUGCUCCCGUGACAGAGGAACAGGCCCGGGGCACCCUGCGCUUCGCCAAGCUCGGCUUUGAGAUCUUCCUCAGCUCCUUCCAGGGCUUCCUGGUCAGCGUCCUCUACUGCUUCAUCAACAAGGAGGUGCAGUCGGAGAUCCGCCGUGGCUGGCACCACUGCCGCCUGCGCCGCAGCCUGGGCGAGGAGCAACGCCAGCUCCCGGAGCGCGCCUUCCGGGCCCUGUCCUCCGGCUCCGGCCCCGGCGAGGUCCCCACCAGCCGCGGCUUGUCCUCGGGGACCCUCCCAGGGCCUGGGAAUGAGGCCAGCCGGGAGUUGGAAAGUUACUGCUAGGGGGCGGGAUCCCCGUGUCUGUUCAGUUAGCAUGGAUUUAUUGAGUGCCAACUGCGUGCCAGGCCCAGUAUGGAGGACGCUGGGGAAAUGGUGAAGGAAACAGAAAAAAGGUUCCUGCCCUUCUGGAGAUGACAACUGAGUGGGGAAAACAGACCGUGAACACAAAACAUCAAGUUCCACACACGCUAUGGAAUGGUUAUGAAGGGAAGCGAGAAGGGGGCCUAGGGUGGUCUGGGAGGUGUCUCCAAGGAGGUGACACUUAAGCCAUCCCCGAAAGAGGUGAAAGAGAUCACUUUGGGGCGAGCUGGAGAACAGGAUUCUAGGCGGAUGCGAUAGCAUAGGCAAAGGCCCUUGGGCAGGAAGGUGCUCAGCCUUGGCUGGAGUAGAAUUAAAUCAGAGCCAACAGGUGGGGAGACAGAGAGAAGCAGGCAGGGGCACCCAAGUUGGUAUUUCAUUUCAGGUGCAUUGGAGAUUCUUAGGAGUGUCUCUUGGGGGUAAUAUUUUAUUUUUUUAAAAAAUGAGACAGGAUGUCACUGUUGUUACCCAGGUUGGUCUUGAACUCCUGGGCUCAAGCAAUCCUCCCACCACGGGUCUCCCAAAGUGCUGGGAUUACAGGCGUGAGCCACCGCGCCUUGCCUUUUUUUUUUUUUUUUUGAAACGGAGUCUCAACUCUGUCGCCCAGGCUGGAGUGCAGUGGUGCAAUUUCAGCUCACUGCAGCCUCUACCUCCCGAGUUCAAGCCUCCCGGGUAGCUGGGAUCACAGGCACAGCCACCACACCCGGCUAAUUUCUAUAUUUUCAGUAAAGAUGGGGUUUCCCCAUGUUGGCCAGGCUGGUCUCGAACUCCUGACCUCAAGUGAUCCACCCACCUCAGCCUCCCAAAGUGCUGGGAUUACAGGCAUGAGCCACCAUGCCUGGCCCAAAGGGGCUAAUGUUUUAAACAGAUCCUUCUUGUCUGCCCUGUAGGAGGACAGAUUAUCAGGGGCAGGGUGGAAGCUGGAGCCCAGAAAGGAGGGGACUGCAAGUGGGAAGUGACGGUGGCUGGAGCAGGAUGGAGGCCACUGAGGGGUAUGAAGCAGUCAGAUCUGAAGCUGUUUAAAAGGUGGAGGUGAGAGGAUUUCAUGAAGGAGCACAUGAGGACACAGCAGCAGAGAGGACUCCUUGGUUUUGGAUGGUGGAGAGACGAAAGAGAGAUUGGGUUCGGGCAGGGGGAGAACCAUGCGUGCUCUUUGGAAAGGUUAGGCUGGCAGUGUUUGUAGGACACGACAGGACACUGAGUGUAAGGGUCUGGAGCUCUCAGGAGAGGGGCGAGCUGGAGAUAGUAAUGUGAGAGGCACUGGGUCCCGAGGGGGUGAUUUGGUGUGGACCGAAGCACAGGUGAGGCAAGGCAGGCCUCGCAGCUGAAACUUUAUAUCCAGAGCAGCCAGGGCCACUGCUGGCUGUGGAGUGAGGACGCAUAUCCCCACUGUCCUUAAAUGGGUGGCCCCUGGGACCUGGGAGAAUGAGGGGGCAUGCUGACAGUCUCAUUGUGGCUGGACCACCUGUACAUACACCCACAAGACCCUCACCCCUAAAUCCUCCCCCUACACAUAUGCACACUUAGUUACUGUAUGGGUGUUGUCGAGCAUUUUCCCUGGGGUCUGUGGCUCCCUGGACCGAUGCGCCCCAAAGCUGAACUCAGCCUUUUCAAGCUUGCGGCCCUGCUGCCCAAUUCCCCUACGCCCUGCCUUGUGGGUUCUCGUGGGGUGGGGGCCUUAGGG